Molecule: messenger RNA, 1287 nt
Organism: Cyclocybe aegerita
Lineage: Eukaryota; Fungi; Basidiomycota; Agaricomycetes; Agaricales; Hemipholiotaceae
Source: the annotation of a GenBank genome assembly
AUGAAGCGUGGCCCUUCUAUUAUACAGCAAAGCCUUGCACGAUUUUUAAGCGUAAUCAAUUACGACAAGCACCCCACUAUUCUGCCGAAAGCGCUUAAUUAUCUGCUCGAUAGUGUAAAGCCUUCCUCGAAAGCAGAUGUUGAAACGAGGCGUAGCUGCUUCCAAGCGAUGCCUCGCAUCCUAGCACUGGUCUCGCCCCGUCUGACGUUGUGUGUGUCAAAGGACGUGUUCAGCGCACUCUUCGACGCAUUACUAGGUGGAUUGGAUGACUAUACCAUAGAUGAACGCGGCGACGUCGGCUCUUGGGUCAGAAUCGCAUGCAUACAAGGACUCACAGCCAUCUCCGAACUCAUGUUCCGCAUGGCCGGAUCGAUUCCGGACUUCGCAGAUUACUUUCCUGGGGACAAAUAUACUGCCGCUGUGGCUGGAUUGCUCAAGCAAGGCGUUGAGAGACUUGACAACGUCCGGCAGGAAGCAGGAAUAUGCUUGAUGAGGCUUCUCAAUAACGCCCCUCCCCGGGUCGACGGGGCAGAUCGGUGGCGUCUGCCAGGUCUUUCUUUACUCAUUGAGCUAUUCCAAAACCCAACAGAGGAGGCCGUUGGAUGGAAUGAAGGCAGCUGGCUAUUUCCGCGCGCCAUGCGCCUCCUCGAGGUGCCAGAGUACCGCAAGCACGUCCUGGUCGGAGUAGUGCUCAGUAUAGGCAGUAAGACCGACAGCACUCAACGACCGGUGGCACAUAGUUUUGUCAAGUUUGCUCAGGGUUUGCCACUCUCACAAACCCCACCGGCCGGGUACUGCCUGCUGGAACUAGUGACAGACUUGAUCAAUCAUGCGAAGUCUAAUAUGAUCGCCAAUGCGGUUGUCGUACCUGUCUUCCAGACGUUUACCCUGCUGCUAGAGGCAGAUGCACUUCGCCAGCUGCCAAACGAGGCGAACGGCAUGCAGAGCCUGAAGACGCUGCUGCAUAUGACUACGCAGAACAUCGGCAAGAUCAAGAGCGUGCAGAGGAUCCACGAGUCGAUGAAGAUCGUGGUCAACCUUCUCUCCUUUGAGCAUAUCAGGAGCGACAAAGCAGCGCUGCUGAACAGAUUUUUGACACAUGCCUUUCCGAGGGUUCGGUCGGACACUGCGGAAUAUCUUUACGUCUUUCUCCAGAGCGCUGAUCUGGGGUUCGAAACUGAGGCGAUUGAGGAUGUCCUUUUGGAAACGGAGUGGUCGACGGGCGAAGCUGGUGCAGUUCAGCAGGCGGCAAAUGAGGUCAUCCAAAUGUUCACCUCAGGGGGAUGA